Messenger RNA from Aspergillus alliaceus, 1914 nucleotides. RefSeq lists its product as uncharacterized. The coding region runs from base 1 to 1914 and encodes 637 amino acids. Lineage: Eukaryota; Fungi; Ascomycota; Eurotiomycetes; Eurotiales; Aspergillaceae. The record is from RefSeq and is a predicted model, not a curated record. The transcript has 3 exons.
AUGAAUCAGCUUCUACGAAAAUACGGGGUUCUCAUUGACCGGACAGACUGGACAGUCACUUGUACCUGUGAGAAAGACGGCCACAAGUGCAGCAACACUAUUGAUGGCAGUAAUAACACUUUCUGGGCCAGCUGUGACCAUGACUCCUCAUCUAUCACGGUCGAUCUGGGCCGUCCUGCAUACCAUGUCAGUGCUGUUGUCAUGUUACCACCGCAACUAGACGGGCAGGAGGGUCUCUUCCUCCACCAUAAGGUGUUCCUAAGCGAGAAUAACCAUAACUGGGGGGAACCGGUGGCUUACGGACUGUGGCCACGGGAGCCCAAGGAGAAGCUAUCUACCUUCGAACCCAAGCCGGCUCGAUAUGUGCGCCUUGUCGCUGAAAGUCAGGCCUGGGUUGGCAUCUCCGAGCUGAAUGUCUACGCCACACCGUAUGCUAUUCCUCCUGAUCCAACUCGCGGUAUUUGGGGUCCCACGAUUGAUUUCCCAAUUGUGCCUGUAGCCGGUGCAACUGAAGCAUCCGGUAUGAUCAUCCUCUGGUCAUCUUGGGCUCCAGAUCUUUACUUCUCGUCGCCGGGGGGGCAAACGGCUACGAGUCAAUGGCAUCCUUUCCAACAUACUGUCUCCCAACGGACUAUCUCUGAUACUCACCAUGAUAUGUUCUGUCCGGGGAUCUCCGUCGACGGCACCGGAAUGUUACUAGUCACGGGUGGGAAUGAUGCCGAGGAAACUAGUCUCUACAAUAUCACCACAGGCAAAUGGGAUACAGGCCCCAAGAUGCACUUUCGCCGCGGGUAUCAGUCCUCCGUCACUUUAUCCGACGGCCGAGUUUUCACAAUCGGAGGCUCCUGGAACGGCGGGUCCGUCACACCUAAGGACGGCGAGAUCUACGAUCCUAUAGCAAGGACAUGGACCAAGCUCCCAGGAGCCCGCGUCGACCCAAUGCUAACCGACGACAUGGAGGGAAGAUGGCGAUCGGACAACCACGGCUGGCUCUUCGGCUGGAAGAACCUAUCCAUCUUCCAAGCGGGACCCAGUAUCGCCAUGCACUGGUACUACGUCACAGAUGGAGGCAAUGUCACCGACGCUGGUCCCCGACUACACGACCAGGACUCCAUGUCCGGGAACGCAGUCAUGUUCGAUGCGGUAGCCGGUAAAAUCCUCACCUUCGGCGGCGCCCCAGACUACGAGAUGUCCUACGCCACCAAUCAUGCCCAUAUCAUCACAAUUGGCGACCCCGGCACCAUCCCCAAGGUCGAAGUCGCUGGACAAAACGGAGGAGGCAUGCAUUCCGCACGCGCCUUCGGGACCUCCGUCAUCCUCCCAGACGGCACGGUCUUCAUCACCGGUGGCCAGGGCUACAGCCUCGCGUUCAAUGAGCAAAAUACCAUGCUAACCCCGGAACUCUACUUCCCGCAUAACAAUACCUUCGUACAGCUCCAGACCAACAACAUCAUCCGCGUUUAUCACAGCUGGUCUCUCUUACUCCCUGACGCCACGGUACUCAACGGUGGCGGCGGCCUAUGUGGAAAUUGCUCGGCCAAUCACUACGACGCCCAGGUAUUCACACCCCCGUACCUUCUCACCAGCUCGGGGCAGCUUCGCACGAGACCCGAAAUUCUCACCAUCUCGCGUGAGACCGCCACCAUCGGCGACGAAAUCUUCAUCCGCACAAGGCCAAAGAUCGGUAGCGCCUCCUUGGUCCGCCUAGGUGGUGCAACUCAUACCGUUAAUACGGACCAGCGGCGUGUACCCCUCUUGCUUAAGCGAGUGACUCGUACAGAGUACAGCUUCACUAUCCCAAAUGACUCGGGCAUCGUGACGCCGGGUUACUGGAUGCUAUUCGUCAUGGAUGCAGAAGGCGUGCCUAGCGUAGCGAAGGUUAUUUUUAUCUCUGCUCGUAUAUUGAUUUAUUAA